Molecule: messenger RNA, 3092 nt
Organism: Mycetomoellerius zeteki
Lineage: Eukaryota; Metazoa; Arthropoda; Insecta; Hymenoptera; Formicidae
Product: condensin complex subunit 2
Exons: 2
Coding region: 415-2457 (680 amino acids)
Biological process (GO): mitotic chromosome condensation
Cellular component (GO): condensin complex
Molecular function (GO): chromatin binding
Source: RefSeq, a predicted model, not a curated record
UAAAUGUAACAUUGCUCGAUAUAGAAACGCAACGUGCUUUUCGUACUUUUUGUACAACAUACUUUACGAGGUUAAUCCGGAGGUGUGGAAUUGAGAUGAGCAUUACUUUUAACAUUUCAACGUAAAAUGUUGUCCGAGUGUUUCACGUAUAUUUCUGUCGAGUCCAAUGCCUUCUCACGACGAACGCACGUUGCAAGUUCUGCAGAAGAUUCACGAUGAAUUGCAACGUUAUUAUAUUCUGUUGCAGUUAAUCAGGGCCGAUCUCGAGAAAAUAGCGAAGAAUUUUACCGCCUUAUCGGAGCGUGAGAGUACUUCUGAGCGUAAGUAUACUUCUGACACUUCAGAAGUAUAGCCUAUAACAGGAUAUAUAUAAAUACAUAUAUAAAUAAAAGUUAUAAAUUUUUUUUUGAUAAAAUGGAUUCUCGCAAAUCUAUAAUACACAAGAGAUUAGAAUCUAUACAAAAUUCACCAAAUUCUUCCUCACCGUUACGAAAAAAGUCCAUUGUUCAAAUCCCAUCAGCACAUAACUUAUCAGAAAAUGACGAUGAGGCGGAACGUAUCGCUCGUCGACGUGAGAUAUUUACAACAUCACCGUCUAAUGGAAAUAGUAGUGGGAAAAGAUUAUCUCUGGGCCUGGGAUUUUUGGCGAAUAUUCCGGCGCCCCAGAUGGCCGAGAGCAUGAAUAAAUGCAUACAACUGAAUGCUGAGAACAAGAUCAAUAUCAAGAACGCGUUUAGCUUGGAGAUGAUCGACUUUAUGACGUAUAUGAUAAAGAAACAGGAUGCCAAUAUGUCGAAUUUGCAAGUGGCUAGCACCUCCUUGGACGUGAGCACCAAGAUCUAUGGAUAUCGUGUGGACAAUGUACAUAUGGAAAUACUCAAAAUGGUUGGUGGACUGGAUAAACAAGUGAUGGAAGAUAUGGAGCAAAAUUUGGAAGAGCAGGGAGAAACUGUGCAGGAAGAAGCGGAAAACGCCGAGGUGCGGAAAAAAAAGAAGAAGAAAUCGAAGCAAAAGAUCUUCAGCACUGUGGAGGCUCUGAGAGGCAACAUCGAGAUCGCGAAACCUAUGUCGGCGAUGAUGGGCGAAGGAGAUCUACAGACCAGCGAUAUGUUGUACCAAGCGACGCUGCCGAACCACGCAAAUUCCGGCUUUUAUCAGCAUCCAUGUAACGACGUGCUCGUUGAUGUCUUAGAGAAUAAACCUGAAUCACAAAAUAAUUCAAACGUAAAGUAUGUCAUACCAGGAAUCGAAGAUUUCUCGAAUUUUGAGAUUUGUGCGUUAUAUUCAAACUUUGAGUUUCUCGGCUGGUCUGUAGAGAAUGAGCCGGAAGAGGAAAUCGAAUCCCCUGAUGACAAUGAGAACCGAUUUCAAUUUGAUUUGGACGCAAGUGUGGAGCAUGAUGACGAUCCAGUGUCCGAACCCAUGAACUACUUCGACAUCGAACAUGAUGACAACGAGAAUGUUCAGGCAUGUUUUCGAAAAACAAUGGAUCGUCCAGUGAAUGUCGUGGAAGUGCACAACGUCCGGGCAUCCGAGUACUCCUUUGUUCAACCAAGCAUGAGCCUGCAUUGGGCUGGCCCGUUCCAUUGGAAGUUUUGGAAUUUUAUGAAGUCUUCUGCUGUCACCGAAGGUGGUACAAAAGUAGCUUGCAUGCAAGCUAAGAAAAAAGAAAAGAGAAAACAAUUUAAACUACUGUAUGACGAGACGCGCGAUGUCAUAGACGCAAAGUUCGCAUCGAGCCAGUCCAUUAAAUUACAUGCCAAAACCGCGAAGGCUGAAUGGAGCGCCGAAAAUUUGACCCUACCAGAGGAUGUACAUUACGAUAUUGCGCAGGGGAGCAAGCUCUACAUGUACAAGAGAUUAAUUAUAAAGUCGGAAAAUAGUGAGAAAGAGAACGGGAAUGCGGUGAAUGUCGCUGACGUAUCCGAUGGCGAGAGAUACGACUAUAACAAUCCAAACGACACGCUGGAAUACUGUCCCAAUGUUGAACACGAUGAAGAUUAUGAUGAUUAUGGAAGGGAGGAUGGUAACGAGGAUUGUAAUUUUGACGAUAGCGCCGCUGUAAUGGAUAGCCAGGGAUGUCUCAUCGGCGACAAUCUAGUCGCCGCACCAAAGUUGGUUAAUAAAAUAUCCAUCGCGUAUUGUUUGAAAGCGAAGAAAAUUGACAUGCGACAGCUAAAGAAAUCCAUAUGGACCUGUUUGAAGUCCACGAAUAAUAAUGCGGCAAAUACUGGAGAAACGGUGGACGAAACCGAUAUGAUGAAGGAGAGCAAGCAAUUCAGUGACGUUUACAAGGCACUCCCGAAAUUGCUGACGAAAACCAACGCCGAGGCAUUGAGCGUACCGAUCUCUUUUAUAUCUAUGCUACAUUUGGCGAACGAGAAAGAAUUGAAGAUUUCUUCGAUAUCGGACAUGUCUGAUAUUAUCAUUCAGCCUGGAUCACCAUCGUUGAAGUGACAAGAUUUUGUUUUGUGUGUGUGUGUGUGUGUGUGUGUGUAUAUAUGUUCAAAUAAACAGAACGUAAAAAGACAAACAGGACAGAGUUUCAUAAAAAUUGCAUUGCAAGUUAUAAACGUUAUAAACGUGGCGUUUAUCUGUCUACUUGAAUCGCACGAGGAUGUUUUCUAUCAGAUUUUUCAAACUUGCGUCCGUCAAUGAUUGAUAAUCGAUUUUUGUUAGAAUCAAAUGCCUAAAAAUAUUACCUAAAAUUUUUGUAUAAAAUGGAUAGUUAUCGGAAGUUAUAUGUGUUUACGAUGUUUUGAAAUUCUUGUAUUUAUAACAUGAUACCCAGGUUUUUUUUUUUUUUUUCCAAAUUCACCACGGUUAUCCGUCGAUCUGCUCGUGUCAAACGUAGAAUUUUUAUAUAAGAAAUUAUAAGGGGCUGCGUACAAUCAAAGGAAUAAGGAAUAGGAAUAGGGAAUAACCGAUUUCAACCUAUUAUCAGAAGCUAUGUAUUCCGGUGUAAUCAAUUUCUAAUAGUUGAAAUCUGUUUAUUUCCUGUUCUCAUUCCCAUUCUGUAAUCCUUUGUGCGCAGCACGAAUCUAAAUGAGUAGUUACAUUGGAGAUUGUUGCAAGAAUGUUUACAUGAUAAA